CCAGAUCUACACCUGACCGUCACUGGAAUGCUACUCCAGGCCCUUGAAGAAAGCGAAAUUAAUUUUAAAGGCCCCUAAUUCUUUCUGUUACCCGUCUGAUGAAGUACUCCUUUAUCCUGAACUGAUUUGACUUUCCCAUCUCUGAAAACGUGUACAGGGAGCAGGAGCUUGAGCCCCAGCUGUAUUGGAAACCCUCCUAAGUCAGAGCAAUGGGUCAGGAAGCUAGCAAGCCUGAAUUGCCCAAACCAGCAGGAGGGUAUCAGUCCAGUUCAGGCAGGAAGUAUGGAAGAAGGCAUGCCUAUGUCAGUUCCAGGCCAUCCACGAGUCAGCAGGAACGUGGUGCCACCCAGGGAAUGACAACAUCUGAUAGCCCAGUACACAGAUCAGCCCCCAGUCAAACCACCAAGAGGAGCCGAUCACCAUUUUCCACCACUCGUCAUUUGUGGGAUGACAGUGAGAGUUCCAGAAUCAGCCUGAGUCUUGAUAAUGAGGCCUGUUCCAGGUAUCCACCAAGAGAGUAUAGGGCUUCAGGUCGCAGAAGAGCAAUGGCCUAUGGACAUGCUGACUCUUAUGGGGCAGACGACAGCCAGGAGGAGGGGACUGGGCCUGUUGAGAAACCAGUAGUGAGAGGGAAAACUCGCAAAGAUAAAAAGUUUUACUCAAGAGAGAGAGUGGCAAUGUUUUUGGCUGGGAUGCCUCCACAGUCCUUUCAUUUCAAUAGUGAUGAGAGAGAGGAUUAUGACAAUUUAGACCCAGCCCCUGCAUCAAGGUCGUCUUCUAGUAAACCUGAGUUCCUGCCACAAAAUGGUGUGGCCUCUGAGUCUUUUUCUGGUAAAUGCAAUGUAGCUAGAAGCAGUAACCACUUGGAGAAGGAGAGAGAAGAGCAGAACUUACCUGUGCUUCCCAGCAGGCCUUCUGUGAUAAUUUAUAAUGGGGGAAACAUCCCAAACAGCGCAGAGGAACCAGUGGUAAGGCCCAGAAUUCGAAAUCUGGAAAAUCCAAACUUCAUGAAACCAAAACCAUUUCUUGAUGCCAAUGAUGAAGAUGAUGAUGAUGAUAUGCCACACAGUACUUCCAGGUGGAGGGAGACCGCCUAUGAGGAUGAAGGCUGCUCGAAUGGCACAACAAGAAGAGGCAGACGCAGGAGUUCGAGUGGCUAUUCUGAGUCAAAGCACCCUGAAGACAAGAGGGAAGAGAGGAGUGGCCAAAUGAAACCAGAAAAGGUGCCAAGGCAGCAACACACCGUGGCCAACCCUGACUUCUGUACGUAUGGUGAUGAUUACAACAGGUACCGUGAUGAAGACUCUGACGGUGACACAGGAUGGGUUAGUGCUCUGCUUACGAAGUAUCGAAGUCAGGAAGAAACUCCGUCCUCCAGUAGCAAAAGCUGGGAGACUUCUUCGGGAAAUGAAGAGCGUGAACCUCAGGAAUCCUGGGUGAGUGCCAGUCCCAACCUUAGCCCCAGUACCAGUGCCACUGCCGGGGCCAGUGCUAGCAGCACUGGCCCCAAUUAUCUUGAGGAAGCUAGAGAAGCACCGCUUCAGGAAGAUGACCAGGCAUCCCUGGAAGAAGGAGAAAUUCCUUGGCUCCAGUACAAUGACAAUGAGAGUAGCAGUGAAGGAGAUAAUGACUCUGGUCCUGAGUUGAUGCAUUCUGGAGUCUUCGUGCUAGAUGGAAAUAACUACAUUGAAGAUAACUCCAGUGUGAGUGAAGAUGUAGACUGGCCAGGAGUGGCUCAAGCCAUUACCUAUGGGGAUCCUCAGUUCCCUGCUUACGUGACCAUUGAAGAACGACUGACCCAGGCAACAGAAAAUGCCCUCGAACACUUGGAGUCUCUUGCAGUGAAUGUGGAGGUGGACAAUCCACCAGCGAGCAAGAAGAGCAUCAGUUCUCUUCCCAAGAUCCUGGUCACUGAUGAUUACAGCAUGGUUGGUCACGACAUAUGCUGCGCUAUAUGCUGUAGUGAGUAUGUGAAGGGGGAGGUGGCAACUGAGUUGCCCUGCCAUCACUAUUUCCAUAAGCCGUGUGUGUCCAUCUGGCUUCAAAAAUCGGGCACCUGCCCUGUGUGCCGCUGUGUGUUUCCUCCCCAACCCUAAAGAUCAAGGCUGUUUACUCCUGCUCUCAUUUUUCCCACCCUACUACUGCAGGAGCCCUCUCAAAGUUAACAGUGAAAACAUAACCAAUUAGUCACUUAGACUAAACCUGUUGAUUCCUCGUUAUUAUUUCCAGUGUGAAAACAGUUGUGUAUGGUUGCAUUAAAAUCAUAAUUUUGGAGGUUAGAAAGGGAAAAUUAAGUUUGUAAAUGCUACUUGAGAUUGCAGUAAAAACACUUUCUAACCUGAAAAAAGUCGCAUUUGUUUUCUUCAGUGGAAUAUGUUGCUGGUAAUUGUCAGGUCAAGCUUAUCUGUUAAAUAUUUCCAAAAGUCAAAAUCAUCUUUGUUGCAUGUUAUGGUUUAAUGUCCCUGUAAUAAUGACAGUGCUGUAAAAGCUUAUUAAAGUUAUUCUUUUGGUUUUACAUGGUCUAAUGGGAUUGUUUGGUUUUGUCUGAAACAGUGGUACUAGGUGACUUUUUAAUUGACCACCUGGAUUUGCAUCAAAAGUAAGAAUUUUUUGGUGUUCUCAAUGGUAGAAAAACUUUUUUUUACUGGAAAUGCUGACUCCAACAACAGCAAAGAAAAAAUUGAGGAAAACAGUGUAUGAUUGUCCAACCACUUCGAGGGGAAAGGUCAAACAGAGAAGGAAAGAAAUAACGAGAAAGCAUGGUAAAUAUACAAAACAAUGAUAGGAAUAAAUCCAAACUGUAGGGAUUUAUGAGUUAAAAUCACCUUUGACAACCUAGUAACUUUCAGAGGGAAUGGUUAAAAAAGUAAAACUAUAUGCCAAUUUAAUAGCUUAACACAGUGACACAGAUGGAAUAGAAAAAUAUGUCAGACAAGUAUAGGAUAAUACAGGUACUCACUCACAUAGAGUGAACAUUUGGUUUUAACAUUUGGCUAUAUUUGCUUCAGAUCUCUCCCAAUCUUUCCCCCAAUC
This is a messenger RNA of Carlito syrichta (Philippine tarsier), 3033 nucleotides long. Its product is annotated as E3 ubiquitin-protein ligase Praja-1. The transcript has a single exon. The record is from RefSeq and is a predicted model, not a curated record. Lineage: Eukaryota; Metazoa; Chordata; Mammalia; Primates; Tarsiidae. Bases 210 to 2096 code for a protein of 628 amino acids.